This is a messenger RNA of Coccinella septempunctata (seven-spotted ladybird), 1971 nucleotides long. Its product is annotated as pro-resilin. The coding region runs from base 213 to 1844 and encodes 543 amino acids. Lineage: Eukaryota; Metazoa; Arthropoda; Insecta; Coleoptera; Coccinellidae. The record is from RefSeq and is a predicted model, not a curated record. The transcript is spliced from 3 exons.
ACAAAUCACCCCUUUCAAGGUCCCCCCAGAGCAUCUUCAGCGCCGAAUCUCCCACACUUGGCAAAAUCCACCAAAAUCACUUUCACCAGCUUACCCAUCUUCGCUCACUAUAAAUAUAUGUCUGGCAGGGUUCAACGAGCAUCACAUCUUCACCGUUUCGCAGACAGUGAAGACAACUUUUUUCUUGUCAGUGCGAGUGCAACGGAAAAAAAAUGCGCGCAUCUCUUAUAGUGAGCUGUGCACUUGCACUUAGUUCAUUGACACCAUCCCAAGCUGGACAGCUCGCUAAGCGAGAAGCUCCACUGCCUGGCAACGGGGGAUAUUCUUCCGGUGGUCCAACCAACGGUUAUUUGCCCCCAUCUACAGGCGGUGGAUCAUUUGGAGGUAACGGAGGAGGCUACUCCGGUGGAUCUUCAGGAGGCAAUGGAGGAGGAUACUCCGGUGGUGGAUCCUCAGGAGGUUAUUCGGGAGGUAAUGGAGGUGGAUACUCCGGUGGUGGAUCCUCAGGAGGUUAUUCAGGAGGAUCUUCGGGCGGUAAUGGAGGAGGAUACUCCGGUGGUGGAUCCUCAGGAGGCUAUUCUGGUGGUUCCUCAGGAGGGUAUUCUGGUGGGUCUUCUGGAGGUUAUUCCGGAGGGUCUUCGGGAGGUAACGGAGGAGGUUAUUCCGGCGGUGGAUCCUUCGGAGGUGGAUACCCAUCCCCAGCAGCUCCCUCAUCUAGCUACGGUGCCCCUCAAAGUCCCCCAUCUAGCAGUUACGGCGCUCCACCAAGCGGUCCAGCAUCUCCACCAUCCUCCUCCUACGGCGCACCAACUGGCGGCGAUCUGUUCGGUGGUUCAUUCAUAAACGGAGGCUCAUCCUCAUUCGGUGGUUCCUCCUCGUUCGGUUCCUCAUUUGGAGGAAGCGGUGGUUACUCCUCAGCCCCAUCCCCUUCAGGUUCCUACGGUGCUCCACCAGCCCCAUCCAGCGGCUACGGCGCCCCCCAAAGUUCUCCACCAGCAACUAGCUACGGUACACCCAUAGCCCCUUCAAGACCGGCCUCCAAACCAUCGUCAAGCUACGGAGCACCACCAUCUCAACCUUCUGGAGGCUACGGAGUCCCACCAGCAUCCCCACCAUCUUCCAGCUACGGCGCUCCACCAUCCCGACCGGCAUCUAGGCCAUCCUCCAGCUAUGGUGCCCCUCCAUCCAGGCCAUCUUCAAGCUACGGUGCUCCACCAGCUGCCCCACCAUCUUCCAGCUAUGGUGCCCCACCAGCAGCUCCACCAUCCUCUAGCUACGGUGCCCCUCCAUCCAGACCAUCUUCAAGCUAUGGUGCUCCUCCCUCCAGGCCGUCUUCAAGCUACGGUGCUCCACCAGCUGCUCCACCAUCAAGGCCAUCUUCUAGCUAUGGUGCUCCACCAGCCGCCCCACCAUCUUCCAGCUAUGGUGCUCCACCAUCUAGGCCUUCUUCCAGCUACGGCGCUCCACCAGCAGCUCCACCAUCAUCCAGCUACGGUGCUCCCAACGGAGGUGGAAAAUCAAACGGUUUCGGAGGAGGUUUUGGAGGAUCUAGUUCUUUCGGAGGUUCCGGAGGGUACAGCGCCCCAGCGCCAGCCCCAUCCUCAAGCUACGGCGCCCCAAAAGGUAACGGUGGCGGAAAUGGAUACAGCUCCUCUGGUUCUUUCGGAGGUAACGGCGGAGGGUUCGGCGGUGCACCGUCCGGUGGAUAUGGAGCUCCUCCAGCGUCUCCCCCAAGCUCUGGCUACGGUGCUCCCCCGGCUGCUCCCCCAAGUUCCAGCUACGGUGCCCCACCCUCCAAUGGAGGCGGUCAAAGUUACGCCAGCAACGGAGGCUACUCAUACUAAGACGUUUCGUGUAUGAUUAGAAAAAUGUACAUAGAUAGGCGUAAUUAUUUAUUGACGAAUCUGAAUGCAGUAUUAUGAAAUUUUUGUGUACUUUUUUAUAAAAUAAAUCUUUUUUAUGAAAUCGAAA